AUGCUCUUUACCACAUAUUCCCUUUUCCUGGCAACAGCCAGCAUUUCCUUCGCUCAUCCCACGCCUUACAAGCCUGCCAUCGCCGAUGUCGACAUCCUCCAAUAUGCUCUAGCCCUUGAGCAUCUUGAGGACAAGUUCUACCGUGAGGGUCUCGCCAACUUCACCUUGCAACACUUCAUGGAAGCUGGCUUCAAUGAGACUUUCUACGACAACCUCAAAGAAGUCUCAUACGAUGAAACGACUCACGUCUCUUUCCUUACUAGCGCUCUCAAAGCUGCCAACGCGACACCAGUCGCAGAGUGCACGUACUCUUUCGGGGUAACAUCUGUUGCAUCCUUCAUUGCCACAGCAUCUAUCCUCGAGGGUGUUGGUGUUUCCGCGUAUCUUGGCGCCGCAGCCUCUAUAGUGAACAAAGACUACCUUACUGCUGCCGGCUCCAUCUUAACCAUCGAAUCGCGACAUUCUUCAUACCUGCGUGCGGCACAAAAACAGUCGUCAUUCCCGCAGGCCUUUGAUGCCCCGUUGGGCUUCAACGAAGUGUAUACCCUUGCAGCACCAUUCAUCACCAGCUGCCCAGAAGGUAAUGGAAAGUUACCGGUAAAAGCCUUUCCAAUGCUUGCCCUCGAAGCUUCGAUCACGAAUGUGACGACGAACUCGACAAUUGUGCUCGAUACCAAAGGAUCUACUUUACGCCUACCAUCCAACUCGGAACACGUCAACUGGUAUGCAGCGUGGAUCAGCGUAACAGGGCCAACAUUCACUCCGGCGACGUUGACUGGGAAUAAUGACAUGUUCAAAACCACGGUACCUUCAGGUUUUCAUGGGCAGAGUUAUGUGCUGAUUACCGGAAAGAAGGGGUGUAUGACUGAUGAUUGUGUUAUUGCGGGACCGGCGAUCGUGGAGGUUUCGGGAGCUAAUGGGAUAAUGUGA
Messenger RNA from Lindgomyces ingoldianus, 930 nucleotides. RefSeq lists its product as uncharacterized. NCBI's taxonomy places the organism in Eukaryota, Fungi, Ascomycota, Dothideomycetes, Pleosporales, Lindgomycetaceae. The transcript has 3 exons. The coding region runs from base 1 to 930 and encodes 309 amino acids. The record is from RefSeq and is a predicted model, not a curated record.